CUGCUGAUAGGCGAGUAGGUACAGUACCGGCGAAGGCGAGAUGGUAGCUGAGGCCAGGGAGGGGGUGUUGCCCGCAGAACCCGAAGCGCUAGAUCUUGACCGAGACCUCGUCAAGCGCGGUCGCAGCACCGAGUUCCCAUGGCUUCUAGGUGGUGUCGAUGCGCCAUGGGUGAAGGCUCCGGAUCUUCCGCCAGAGACUGUGUCUCCAGCCGCUCUAACCCUCGACAUUAGAAAGAUGACAGUGCAAGCUCACAUAAGCAUUGACCAGCCUGCGUGUGCGCUGUUCACUACUAACACGUGCAUAGGAGAGAUGAUGGAUGAGGAGAGGAAACAGGGAGAGGAGGCGGAGCAGAAGAAGAAGGAGAAGGAGAAGGACUUCGAUGAUAACGCCAGCAUCACGAGCAACAAAUAUUCGUUACCUCUGCUUGAUAGGAAGUUCUUCCAGACCAACUGGUAGACGGCGACUACUUCGACUGUUAGCAUAGCGAAGGAGAACGGAAGUUGUGGUGCAUUGUAGCGUUGGGCGGGCACGUGAGGAAU
Messenger RNA from Baudoinia panamericana UAMH 10762, 540 nucleotides. RefSeq lists its product as uncharacterized. The record is from RefSeq and is a predicted model, not a curated record. The transcript has a single exon. Lineage: Eukaryota; Fungi; Ascomycota; Dothideomycetes; Mycosphaerellales; Teratosphaeriaceae. Bases 41 to 457 code for a protein of 138 amino acids.